AUGAUACUGGAUACUGACUUAGAAAAGCUGGAGCUGCUCUCUCCCGAUGCAAGUGAUCUGCAAAGCCGACAUUCUACCCCGUUUCUUAGAAAAUUCAGUAUACCUCGGGCUCGUGAGUGGCUCUCGCGGCAUUGCAUACCAAAGAAGAAAUGUGAUUCGUGUCAGCACGAAAAGGAGCGUCACAAGGAAACACAGGAGCUUAUCCAGCUGGAGUGUGAGAAGCUGAAGCAGUAUCUGUGCCAGAGGGGGUCUCAGCUACGAAAGGGGUAUGAACUGCAGAUGGAGAACGUGCAGUACAAGUGGCAUCGGCAGCAGGCAGAAAUUGAACGGCUGAGAGCAUAUAUCACCCGUGAAUGUCAACAACAGAAAGAGUAUCAGCUGCAGAACUACAAUAGUCUCCCCAACCGAGUGGUAGACAUUCAGAAUCAAAAACACGAGCAUCCAGCUCUCAGCCAAGCUUCACUUCACCCUUCUAAUACUCAAGAAGCCACGGUGAAGAAAAUGUUUGAAUAUAUGUGCUAUAUCGAAACGCACGACAACAAAAAAAUAAAGGAAUAUUGCUGUCGAGGGUGCCAGGACCAGCACUCUUCAACUGCAAGCUUCUCGCAGCGGGAGCUUGAUAAGGCCCCAUCGGAACGCUUCAGGGAUGUUAAGAACUUAGUUCUUGCGGCAAGAAAUAAAGGGAAUAUCGAGACAUUUCCUGAAACAAUACUCGAAUAUUGUCUUCGCAUAUUUCCUACAAGCAAACAUAAGAAAGUCACCCGUUAUGACUUCGCCUAUAUGUUCUUCAACAUUGACUACCCCCUGUGCCCGCACACGCAACUUUAUGACGCCCUUGCAAAAAUGAUAUUCACGACAUCUGGUCCUACUUAUAGUAACGAGAUUGUUUAUGGAUGGGCUGAUAAAUCCGACCAAUGCAGAGCUUGCAAAACGCAUAUAUCGCUCGAAAUACUACCGUCAGAUACCCCCGGUAAUGAUAACCAAGAAUGGUGUGCACUCAAAGUGAGGAGGACUAUAGGAAGGCUCUACUCGCCUUUAGAAGAAGACUGGCUUGCACAGGCCUACGCCUAUGACUACUCCCCUAUCGAUGAGCACAACAAACUAAGUGAUGACUGGUUCCGGGCUUAUUGGCGGACUCUAUCUACAGGUAGCCCUAGCUUAAGAAGGCCUGGGUUCGACUUGAAAACGUGCCGGGACCCCGCCCAUAGAUGCCCUAACCGCUAUGCAUGGGACCCUAUUCGGCCAUCUCGCACGGCUUCUGAUGAACAAUACUGCGUGCGUAGAUGGGUUCGUUCACAGUCUAAAAACUCCAAGGCAAGGGUAAUAAAGAUAAAGACUUGCGAUGGGAUCGUCGCGGUGGAAGAAGGGCAGUAG
Molecule: messenger RNA, 1374 nt
Organism: Trichophyton rubrum CBS 118892
Lineage: Eukaryota; Fungi; Ascomycota; Eurotiomycetes; Onygenales; Arthrodermataceae
Exons: 2
Coding region: 1-1374 (457 amino acids)
Source: RefSeq, a predicted model, not a curated record